This is a messenger RNA of Saccostrea cuccullata (small rock oyster), 901 nucleotides long. RefSeq lists its product as uncharacterized. NCBI's taxonomy places the organism in Eukaryota, Metazoa, Mollusca, Bivalvia, Ostreida, Ostreidae. The record is from RefSeq and is a predicted model, not a curated record. The transcript is spliced from 3 exons. Gene Ontology annotation, molecular function: protein binding. Bases 1 to 804 code for a protein of 267 amino acids.
AUGGCAAUAUUCGGAAGAGAUGUCUUUGAUUUUUAUCUUUAUUUCAUUGUUGCCAUUUCAGUGCUGUAUCGCGAUGUACAGACAGUAAAUACACCACGCUCAAAUGGUUCUGAAAUUUUAAAUUGGGAUAAUUCAGUCAUUUUAACGCAGACUGAUGCCGUGUUAAAGCUAGAAGCAAAGAUGAGAGCACUGGAAGAGAGGGUAGAACAACUAGAGGAACAGAGCCAACAAGGAAAAGAUAAGAAGUGUGUUUGUGAAAAUAAGAAAGAGAAAGUUGAAUUACAGAUGUUGGAAAAACAAAUUCAACGUAAACCAGGUGUAUUCAAGCGAGUAAGAAAGAGCAGUGUUGGUCUAAAUGAAAGUCAGAAUUUAAACGCCGAAAUUAAUGGAAGGACAGGUUUGUGCGCAUUUUCCAGCAUCUCAAGUAGGGACAGAGUUGGUACAGGCUAUUCUCAGACCAUUGUGUUUGAUAACAUGAUCACAAAUACACACAACGCUUACAAUGGACACACGGGUAUCUUCACAUCUCCUUCCACCGGCGUCUUUGCCUUCUCGUGGACAUUGAACACUGCAGGAACAGGGCACUUCGAAUUAAUGCAUAACUCGGAGAUCAAAACUACCACAACUUCUGAAUCUGGUGGACCUCCUCAUGUAGAGAGAGCGAGUGUCUCCGCGACAAUAGUUUUAGAACUACGUAAAAAUGACGUUGUUUUCGUUCGAACGCAUCAUGCGCGGGGUCAAGGGAUAUUUAUUGUCAGCAAUUCCCUAAUGCAAUCAAGUUUUUCUGGUUGGCAAAUUUAUUAGGACAGACAUUUUCUUUCAUAAAUUCGAACGUGAGAAAAAUAUCCAGCAAAAGUAUAAUGCUGUAUUUUACUUCAACUAUAAAAAAAAUAAUAAUCUU